UGGCGUCGUUUCGUGGUAAUGUUUUAAUAUCUGUACAUUUAAUUGACGAUCUUGAGUCUUGAUCAUCUUCUUUAUGUGGGAUAAAACCCGUAUAGGAAGCCUCUUGGGAUGGGUAAAGACGAGACUUGCGUCUUCACUUCUUCUGAGGUCACGUAAAGCGACGUUAGUCAUAUUCGGCUUACUUUUGUUAUUUUUAAUAUGGAGUGUAUCAAGAUUGUAUCCGAGCCACAGAAGAGUAAAAGGAUCCCAGAGAAACAACAAGUACUCAGCUCUUCCAUUUGAUGGAGUUUGUCUUGGCAACUUCCUUGCCAAAUGGGAUAGUGAAGUUGAACAGGGCAAUGCCAUUAUUACCCAUAAUCCACUGCAAAGCCAUGAAAGUCCCUACAUCCCAUUUGUUGGUAAUGGUUACCUUGGUGUUGCAGCAAAAAAGGACUCUUAUCUCCAAGUCAAAGACUUGACUUUAAUGGAAGUGCCUUACGGACCUUUGUUAGAACCAGUAAUGACUACUGCUUCCACACCAAAAGAGGCAACCAUUAUUCAUCUUAAGAAUGGAAAAGUCCAUCAUAUACAAAGUUAUUUAUGGUCUCAAAGCUGUGUGUUAGUAGAAAAUGUGGUAUUUAUUCAUAGAAGUCAUCCUUCUCUGCUGGUACAAGAAAUUCAUGUCACAAACCAUGCUGAAAUUCCUGCUUCUGUUAGUUUGAACCAAAAAGGAGCAAAAGAGUGGAGGAAGGCAUCCACAAAGAGUGACAGCAUAAAGGGCAAGUCAGGACUAGUCAAUUAUGAUAUCCACCAUGGCAACAUUGCAUAUGUUGAUGAAAACUUCCCCGGUGUCAAUGUCACCAUAGCAACAACCAAGAAACCAGAAACCCUUAACAUUAAGAGCAGAAGUUCUGCAGAUAUUCGUCACGUUGCAGUUGUACACACUUCAAUUCACUCAAAUGAAAAAGUUCCAGCCAAGAAUUUUGACAAGGAUGAACUAGAAGGACUAGCUAAAAAGGACUUUGAAAUGAUUAUGAAAGACUUUGACCCUAAAGAGAUAAAUAACAGUCACAAGUCUGUAUGGAAUAAGCUUUGGGAAACUGGAGUACAUGUUGACCCACGGCAUGAUGCAGACACACCCCCAGGAAUUGAAGUGAAUGCAACAAUGUACUACCUCUUGUCUACCUUCCCUACGCCUGACUAUAAUAUUCACGGCAAUUCACAAAACAGCGAAGAAAUAGAAUCACUGCUACAUGCUCCUGAGCACUGCUUUGGGGGACCUCCUACGAUGCACUCUGCCUCACUUUGGCCCAUACCCAGAACUGAGGCAGCCGUUGCUAGGAUGAUGUCAUCAUGGAAAAAAGUAUUGACUCAGAAUGGGUGUUCCUCUCUCAUCAAGGCUGGUGGAACAGGUAUUGCUCAAGCAAUGACGUUAAGCUUUGGUGGCCUUCAGUUCUCUGCAGGGUUAUUUGAGUUUGCUGCGAACCCUGCUUCUCUUCACACGAGUGUAACAUUUCGCCAUAUUCACCUCUACAAAGGAAUUUUCAUUAAUGUAUCUGUCAUCAUUAAUGAUCAUACGGGACAUGCUGAAAAGCUUUUUAUCCAAGCCAAAGGAAAUGAAAAGACCCCUCUUUAUGCCUGUGAGGCUGGUUGUCAGUACGAACCUGUUGAACUGAGCUCGUCCUCGGUAGUUUUCCCAGUACGCAUGACUAAACCUGUUACACCGAUCCUCUACAUCUCAAAGAAGAAAGGACAGUUGCAAAAUAUCAAGAAGAACGUCUUUAUCAAGGAUGCGCACCAAGAAUCUUUGAAGCAUCACCACGUCUUCCACCAUGUGGGACUUCCUGCCAAGUUCUGGGUCUCCAUCGUGUUCCUCAUCGUUGCAUUUCAUUUGUACCUCGUUAAACUCAUUUAUUCGGAAUGUUUCAAAGAACCUAUCAGAUCUAAAGUCUAUGUUAGCUAACGGUUAUGGGAUUCCUUUGGAAAACUUUUGUAAUUAUAUUGAGCAUGCGUAGCUCGUGGUUGAUCUGUGGACAGUGGCUGCGCAACAUUUGACCUUGGUUAUAUUUGACCUUGCACAAGAAUGAGCCUGAAAAAAAGCAUGGAUGUAACUGGUUAGAGGAACCUUUUUAUACAAUGUAGUUUACCAGUGAACGUUUAUGAUUCCGAUGAAAUAGGGAAAUGUUAUAAUCGAUAGGAGACUUUCAAUUGCAACUUAUUUAAAUGGUUUUCUUGGGGCUGUAAAAUCGACUGUUCCAGAAGGGGAUAUACCUUUUUAGCUUGGUAGUAAUGUUUUCCCAUUACAGACACCGUGUCAUUCCCUAGAGUACCAUUCCUUUGUUUAACGGUUGCGCAUAAGACACAUGAAUACGGAUACGACUCAAACAAAGUAUCUUAUUCUCAAGAGAAUGACACGUGAUCUGAAAUGAGAAAACGUGAAACCCAAGCCAAAUAAGUUUAUUCAAAUAUUUACACUAAUCAUAGCGCAGCAAAAUCUAGUACCUGGGCUAAAGGACCUAAAAUAACGGUUAUGAAACUUUUCAAAAUUGAUAAUGAAUCGUAAAGAUAACAUUAGAUCCAAAACUAUUGCUUUAGGUAAUAGCAAAAUAGUGGGUAUGACUAAUACACCUAUAUAUCAUAGCAGUGUAACCAAUCAAUCGUAAUUCAAAGCUAGAACUUGUUCAUUUCUUAUAUUUUAAUAUGAUUAUAAUUGAAUAACUAGAAAGUUGUAAUA
Messenger RNA from Actinia tenebrosa (Australian red waratah sea anemone), 2713 nucleotides. RefSeq lists its product as uncharacterized. The record is from RefSeq and is a predicted model, not a curated record. Lineage: Eukaryota; Metazoa; Cnidaria; Anthozoa; Actiniaria; Actiniidae.